AUUAACAUUCUUAUGUCUUGGGGUUGAACUUCCUAAAAUACUGAUAAAGUGUUCAUUCUUCAAGAUUCCUUUUCCUUGAAACUUACCAACAAAAUACUCUUGGACUCAGAAACUGAGGAGCAAGAGAGUGAGAGAGAGAGGAAGAGGGGGAGAGAAAAAGUGAAAGAGAAAAGAAUGAAUUCAUCCAAAUCACCAGCAUCACAGAGCACAGAGAGAGGAUGCGUCUCUUCCCAAGUGUUCUUAUGGACUGUUGCUGGGAUCUCCAUCCAACUACUCAGUGCCUGUUUUAUCACUCGAUGUGUUUUGACAUAUCACAUCUUUCAACUCUGUGAUGAGAAGAAGGAUGAGCCAUAUGAGCUCAUAGAAUUCAACUGCUACAAUAAUGCAUCAGGUUCAGUCAAGAAUUGCUGUCCAUUGGGCUGGGUACAUUUUCAAUCUAGCUGCUACUUUUUUUCUACUAACACCAGAAGCUGGUCAGAAAGUAUGAAAAACUGUUCCAGCAUGAGAGCUCAUCUGGUGGUUAUCAACUCAGAGGACGAACAGAAAUUCCUUUUCCAUGCAAAACCUAAAGAUAGAGAGUUUUAUAUUGGACUAACGGACCAGGUGGUUGACGGUCAGUGGAAAUGGGUAGAUGGCACACCUUUCACGGAGUCUCUGAGCUUCUGGGAUGCAGGGGAGCCCAACAACCUACUUACAGUGGAGGACUGCGCCACCAUAAGAGACUCUAAUAAUUCUCGGCAAAAUUGGAAUGAUAUGGCCUGUUUCUUAAAUAUGUUUCGGAUUUGUGAAAUGCCAGAUAAAAGUAUUUUGGACAAAGAGAAGUCUUCAAGAACAGAAGGCACAACUUAAAUGUAUUCGUGAGGGGGACCAAGAACAUGAACACAGCCACAACUCCACAACACGAGAAACGUGUGCACUGUACUUCAGAAGGGCUCCACAAGUGUUUGCUGAUUUGAUGUGAAUAAAAAUAAAUAUUUUUGAAUGUUAUAAUUCAUGA
Messenger RNA from Myotis myotis, 997 nucleotides. It is a transcript of the gene CLEC4E, whose product is annotated as C-type lectin domain family 4 member E. The transcript is spliced from 6 exons. NCBI's taxonomy places the organism in Eukaryota, Metazoa, Chordata, Mammalia, Chiroptera, Vespertilionidae. The record is from RefSeq and is a predicted model, not a curated record. Bases 175 to 849 code for a protein of 224 amino acids.